Messenger RNA from Rotaria sp. Silwood1, 651 nucleotides. Lineage: Eukaryota; Metazoa; Rotifera; Eurotatoria; Philodinida; Philodinidae. The record is from the annotation of a GenBank genome assembly.
AUGAUUCGACAAUCUAGAUGGGACUAUGGAGCUAUUCAUGAUUUAUAUUGGUCAUUAGGUUUAGCUUGUUUUAUUAUAAUUACAGAGAAAAGUAAAGCAUUUUUAGUUAAUGGAAAUAAUUUAUCAAUUAAUUGUAUUGAAAUAAUGGAUAAUCAUUUAUGGUUGUCAUGCACAUGUUCGAAUUCAUUCCUAUAUUUAACAUCACUUAGUAAUAGUAUUGUUGAACUCUCUCUUUUGCCAUCAUUUUCUUAUACUAGACGAUGGGAUCCUGCAAUAGCUUGUCAAAAAAAUGAAUUUAUUAAAGAUAUUACUUGCAACGAUGACAAAAUUGCUCUAAUAAUUGCAAUUUUUUCGGAUAAAAUAGUACAUGCAAUAAUUCGAUCUUUAGCAACAUUUAAUCAAUUAUUUUCGAUUCGUCUGGAUAUAAAACAUGUAUCAUAUCAACUACCAAUUCGUUGUUGUUCACUUCAAGAUAAUGAAUGGCUCGUUGUCGAAGCAAAUACAUCACAACUUUUUCAUAUUGGUAGAGAAGGAAAACUCAAAGGAACAGUCACCUAUGAUCAACCAUCUUAUAAAGUUCUUCUAUUCGGUUCAAAUAUACUUGUUAUACGGACUGAUAGUACAAUUAAUUUUCAUGAAGUUUGGCAUUGA